Messenger RNA from Vicia faba (fava bean), 1710 nucleotides. The record is from the annotation of a GenBank genome assembly. Lineage: Eukaryota; Viridiplantae; Streptophyta; Magnoliopsida; Fabales; Fabaceae.
AUGCAUUUUCACAUUCCUUAUCUCUCAAACACCAUGACCAAUCUCAACCUCUCAUCAUCAUCCUCCUCCUCCUCCUCGGCUUUCGCCGCCGACUUCAACAUCAACAUGAUCUAUUCCCUUACUCUCUUCAUCUUCCAAAACAUCCAAACUCUUGAAAUUCUCAUUGCAAUUACCAUCUUCAUAAUCAUUCAUUCUCUCAAACAAAAAACCCUUCAUGGCUUACCUAUUUGGCCUUUUCUUGGCAUGUUACCUUCUUUACUCAAUGGCCUAAGAACCAACUUGUAUGAAUGGUUCUCUGACAUACUUAACAAACAAAACGGAACUUUUCAUUUCAAAGGUCCUACUUUCAGCAGCCUCAACUGCAUAAUCACUUCCGAUCCUCGAAACCUCGAACACCUUCUCAAAACCAAGUUCAACAACUUUCCUAAAGGAACUUACUUCAGAAGCACGUUAAGAGAUUUACUUGGAGAUGGUAUAUUCAACGCCGACGACGAAAUAUGGCAGAAGCAAAGGAAAACAGCAAGCAUUGAGUUUCAUUCAACAAAGUUCAGGAAUUUAACAACUGAUUCUUUGUUUCAGCUUGUUCAUUCAAGGCUUUUACCUGUUCUAGAGGAUUCAGUUGAUAAAAGAGUUGUUAUAGAUCUUCAAGAGAUUCUUUUAAAGUUAACUUUUGAUAAUGUUUGUAUGAUAGCUUUUGGUGUUGAUCCAGGUUGUUUGAGUCAAAAACUUGUUGUUAUACCAUUUGCAAAAGCCUUUGAAGAUGCAACAGAAGCAACCAUGUUUCGUUUCGUUACGCCGACAUGUGUUUGGAAGUUCAUGAGGCUUUUCAACUUAGGCACAGAGAGAAAACUCAAGAAAUCAAUCAAAGGGGUUGAUGAAUUUGCUAUGAAUGUUAUUAGGACUAGAAAAAAGGAACUGUCUUUGGAAUUUGAGGACAAGAAAUCACAGAAAUCUGAUCUGUUAACUGUUUUUAUGAAGAUGAAAGAUGAGUUUGGAAGUGCUUAUUCAGAUAAGUUCUUGAGGGAUAUAUGUGUGAAUUUUAUAUUAGCCGGGAGAGACACUUCUUCUGUUGCUUUGAGUUGGUUUUUCUGGUUGCUUGAUAAGAAUCAUGAAGUGGAGGAGAAGAUUUUAGAAGAGAUAUGCAAAGUGGUGAGUCAAAGGAAUGAUAUGAAGAAUGAAAAGUUUGGAAAUUCUUUGAUGUUUAGGCCUGAAGAGAUUAAAAAAAUGGAUUAUUUGCAUGCUUGUUUAUCAGAAACUCUCAGAUUAUACCCUUCUGUUCCAGUGGAUCACAAAGAGGUAGUUGAGGAUGAUACAUUUCCAGAUGGAACAGAACUAAAAAAAGGAACAAAAGUGAUAUAUGCAAUAUAUGCAAUGGGAAGAAUGGAAAGCAUAUGGGGAAAGGAUUGCAGAGAGUUUAAGCCAGAAAGAUGGUUAAAAGAUGGAAAGUUUAUGAGUGAAUCUGCAUACAAAUUCACUGCAUUUAAUGGUGGACCUCGUUUGUGUUUAGGCAAAGAUUUUGCAUAUUAUCAAAUGAAAUAUGUUGCUGCUAGUAUCAUAUAUAGAUAUCAUGUGAAGGUUGUUGAAAAUCACAUUGUUGAGCCAAAGAUUGCAUUGACUAUGUAUAUGAAACAUGGAAUCAAAGUUAAUCUUUGUAAGAGGGAUGAUGCUGAAAUUGGAAAAUACUUGGAUUUGGUCAUUGGUGAAUAUUGA